CCGGCGCUACACCGCGGCCUCUCCUAGCGCCUCCAUCGGCCUGCUCUUCCUUCCGCCCGGGGCAUCCCCACCUCGGCCAGCCCACCCGCUUCCUGUGGGUGGUGCGGGGCUCCGGCGCGCCCGCCUGACGUGAUUGUUGUGCGCGCGCGUCGCUCUGGGGUCCCGAGCCCGCCAUUGGCGUUUUCUAGUCAGCGGCAUCCUGCUGGCGGGGGUUCGGGGCCGAGCGCGGGGCGCGCGUCGCAACCGCUCUCCCCGCGGCUGGCAGAGCUCCGUUAUGGCUGCGGCGGAGGCGGAGGGGGCGAGCGCGGCUGCAGUUCCUGGUUCGGGUGCCGACGGCAGUGGCAAGUCGCCCGGAGUCGAAGGAGAGGGAGGAGGAGCGGUGGGCAAAGAGAAGGACGCGGCCGCGAAAGGAGCGGAGGCCGUCGGGGACAGUGAGGAUGACGGCGAGGAUGUGUUCGAGGUGGAGAAAAUCCUGGACAUGAAGAUCGAUGGGGGCAAGAUCGUUUAUAAAGUUCGAUGGAAAGGAUACACAUCAGAUGAUGAUACCUGGGAGCCUGAGGUUCACCUUGAGGACUGUAAAGAAGUUCUUCUUGAAUUUAGGAAGAAAGUUGCGGAUAACAAAGCUAAACCAGUGAAGAAGGAUGUCCAGAGACUGCCCUUAAAUAAUGACAUAUUUGAGGCAAACUCUGAUAGUGAUCAACAAAGUGAGACCAAAGAAGACACUUCUUCAAAGAAGAAAAAGAAAAAACUAAGGCAAAAAGAAGAGAAAAGCCCAGGUGAUCUGAAAAAGAAAAAAGCAAAGACUGGGAAACUAAAAGAUAAACCCAAACCAGACCUGGAGGGCUCCUCUGAAAGUAUGGUUUUUGAUUUAAGGACAAAGAAAAGAAUUUUGGAAGCCAAAGAAGAAUUAAAGGAAUCCAAAAAGCCCAAAAAAGAUGAUAUAAAAGAAACUAAGGAGUUAAAGAAAGUUAAAAAGGGUGAAAUAAGAGAUUUAAAGACUAAAAAAAGAGAAGAUUCCAAAGAAAACAGAAAAAUAAAAAAAGAGAAAUGUGUUGAAUCUCAGGUGGACUCCGAAUUGAGUGUCCUUAGUGAUUCCCCUUUUCAGGAAGAAGACAGUGAAGAUUUGCAUUCUGACAACAGAAACGAGAAGCAGCCAAUUAAAGGUGCAAAAGAUAAAGCAGAGCCGGAGGCAAUUCAAGAUACUGUUUCUGAUAAACAGCAGGAUGGCACUGUGAGCGCUGAUGAGGAUGAGGUCAAAGCAAAGAGGAAGAAAAAGAAACUGAGAAGGACAGAGGAACUUAAAGAGAGCAAAAAGCUAGAAAACAAGAGCCUCUUAGAGAAGAAAAAUACACAGAAAAAGCAGAGGAAUCCCGACAAAGGCCCAAGUGGCGCUGAGUUAGAUAAGCCAAUGGCUGCCUCCGCUCCAGCACAGAAGAGCUCCAGACCGUGUGCGGAGGAGAGAGGCUCCAGGCCCGCAGACUCCUCGGGGGAGGUGAGUGCGGAGGAGAAAGAGACCAAAAAAAAUGAACCCAAAGAAAAAUACCCGAAAAAGCAUGAUUUGGACAAGGAAGAAAAAGGCCGAAAAGAGCCCAAGGCAUUAAAGAAAAUUUGUGACUCAUUUAUUAUCAACUUAUUUUUGUCACUAGCAUUUAAGGAAAUCAGAAAUGCAUUUGAUUUAUUUAAAUUAACUCCAGAAGAAAAAAGUGAUUUUCCUGAGAAUAAUCGGAAAAGAGAAGAAGUACCACCGGAUUGUAAAGUCACAGGAGACCACAGGAGCAAGGAAAACAAGCAGCUACUUAAAGAAAGGAGAACUACGAGAGAUGAGACUGAUACAUGGGCAUAUAUAGCUGCAGAUGGUGGUCAAGAGGUUGUGGACAGCACGCCCCAAGCGGACGAGAAUUCUGAUGGCAGACAACAGAUUUUGAGUUUCGGCAUGGAUUUGCAGUUGGAAUGGAUGAAAUUAGAGGAUUUUCAAAAACAUCUUGAUGGGGAAGAUGAGAAUUUUACAACAGCAGAAGCAAUUCCAAGCAAUGUAUUGAGGGAUGCUGUGAAAAACGGGGAUUAUAUUACUGUGAAGUUUGCACUUAAUUCAAGUGAAGAAUAUAACCUGGACCAAGAGGAUUCCAGCGGGAUGACACUGGUGAUGCUUGCGGCAGCUGGGGGGCAGGACGACCUGCUGAGGCUGCUCCUCAAGAAGGGGGCAAAAGUGAACGGUCGGCAGAAGAACGGGACCACCGCGCUCAUCCAUGCUGCCGAGAAGAACUUUUUAACGACAGUGGCUAUUCUUUUGGAAGCAGGAGCUUUUGUAAACGUCCAGCAGAGCAAUGGUGAGACGGCUCUAAUGAAGGCCUGUAAAAGGGGAAAUUCAGACAUCGUCCGCCUUGUCAUUGAGUGCGGGGCUGAUUGCAACAUUCUGUCAAAGCACCAGAACAGUGCGCUGCAUUUCGCAAAGCAGUGUAACAACGUGCUGGUGUAUGACCUGCUGAAGAAUCACUUAGAGACACUUUCAAGAGUAGCAGAAGAAACAAUAAAGGAUUACUUUGAAGCGCGUCUUGCUCUCCUAGAACCAGUUUUCCCAAUAGCAUGUCAUCGUCUCUGUGAGGGCCCAGACUUUUCAAUGGAUUUCAAUUACAGAAUCCCACAGAACAUACCAGAAGGCUCCGGCAUCCUGCUGUUUAUUUUCCACGCAAACUUUCUGGGUAAAGAGGUCAUUGCUCGCCUCUGUGGACCGUGUAGUGUACAAGCUGUCGUUUUAAAUGAUAAAUUUCAACUCCCUGUUUUCCUGGACAGUCAUUUUGUUUACUCGUUCAGCCCUGCCGCAGGCCUCAAUAAACUCUUUAUAAGGUUGACGGAAGCGCCGUCUGCUAAGGUUAAGUUGCUAAUAGGUGCGUACAGAGUACAGCUGCAAUGACCAAAGAAUUGGGAGAGAGUUAUUCUCAGACCUAUUUCUAAACACUCUUCAAAGCAGUAUGGAAUUCUGGCACAGCUCACACUUCCAAAUUAAAAGUUUCUUCUGUAAGCCUCUUGCAUUUAAGGCCUGUCAGUCUGAGAGAUGGGGCAUGGUGCAUCUAACAUAUAAAACACAGAUGUAAGUAUUUGUGCCAGUGCUCUGAAAUCUAGAUAUUGUGUCCAGACUGUAUGUUUUUCCACAGUGUGGAAUGGUUCAUAUGAGGAUUAUUUAAGAAAAUUAAAACUUUUUUUUAACUUGAAAUUUUUUACUAGCCCUAAUGAAUUUUUGUGUUUAAAAAAAAAAAAAUCCAGUGGGAAUGUUAGCACUAAGUUAAUGUGUGAGUUUGCAUCCCUUGAAGUAGGAUUAAUCUAAGGUGGUAGGCGGGUUUGAGGGAGGAGGUCUGAUCUUUCCAACGUGCUAUUGACACAGAUCCUGAGUAGGUGACAACUUUAUAUAUCUGCAGGUUACCCUUUAUUGUUUGAAAAGAUAGUAAAUCAAUCUGAGAUAUAGCAAAAAAAAAAA
Messenger RNA from Orcinus orca (killer whale), 3472 nucleotides. It is a transcript of the gene MPHOSPH8, whose product is annotated as M-phase phosphoprotein 8. Gene Ontology annotation, molecular function: protein binding. The transcript has 14 exons. The record is from RefSeq and is a predicted model, not a curated record. NCBI's taxonomy places the organism in Eukaryota, Metazoa, Chordata, Mammalia, Artiodactyla, Delphinidae. Gene Ontology annotation, cellular component: cytoplasm; nucleus. The coding region runs from base 275 to 2911 and encodes 878 amino acids.